Messenger RNA from Aspergillus terreus NIH2624, 357 nucleotides. Its product is annotated as autophagy-related protein 8. Gene Ontology annotation, molecular function: phosphatidylethanolamine binding. The record is from RefSeq and is a predicted model, not a curated record. Gene Ontology annotation, cellular component: cytosol; fungal-type vacuole membrane; autophagosome. The coding region runs from base 1 to 357 and encodes 118 amino acids. Gene Ontology annotation, biological process: macroautophagy; cellular response to nitrogen starvation. Lineage: Eukaryota; Fungi; Ascomycota; Eurotiomycetes; Eurotiales; Aspergillaceae. The transcript has 3 exons.
AUGCGAUCCAAGUUCAAGGACGAGCACCCCUUCGAGAAGCGCAAGGCUGAGGCCGAGCGGAUCCGUCAGAAAUACGCCGACCGCAUCCCGGUCAUCUGCGAAAAGGUCGAAAAGUCAGAUAUUGCGACUAUCGACAAGAAGAAAUAUCUCGUCCCUGCGGAUCUCACAGUCGGCCAGUUCGUCUAUGUCAUCCGCAAGCGUAUUAAGCUGUCUCCCGAGAAGGCGAUCUUCAUCUUCGUCGACGAAGUGCUACCGCCCACCGCUGCUCUGAUGAGCAGCAUCUACGAGGAGCACAAGGAUGAAGAUGGUUUCCUAUACAUUACGUACUCUGGCGAGAAUACGUUCGGUGAUUGUUAA